UGCAGUUUCGCGGGCCGGGGUGGGGCGGGGCCUCCGGUUACGUGGGGGUCAGCACGCCCCGCCCACCGCUUCCUGAACCGUGGAGUCCGGAUUCCCUGCGUACGCACGUGGCUUGCUCGUCUUCUUACUCCACGACCCUGCGCUGCAGCCAUGGCUCCCGGCCAGCUCGCCCUGUUCAGUGUGUCUGACAAAACUGGCCUAGUGGAAUUUGCCAGGAACCUCGCAUCUCUUGGUUUGAGUCUAGUCGCUUCCGGAGGCACGGCAAAAGCGCUCAGGGAUGCUGGCCUGGCAGUCAGAGAUGUGUCUGAGCUAACAGGUUUUCCCGAAAUGUUAGGGGGGCGUGUGAAAACCUUGCAUCCUGCUGUCCACGCUGGAAUCUUGGCGCGAAAUAUUCCAGAAGAUAAUGCUGACAUGGCCAGACUUGAUUUCAACCUUAUAAGAGUUGUUGCCUGUAACCUGUACCCCUUUGUGAAGACCGUGGCUUCUCCAGAUGUGACUGUUGAGGCAGCUGUUGAGCAGAUUGAUAUUGGCGGAGUGACCUUACUGAGAGCUGCAGCCAAAAACCACGCUCGAGUGACAGUUGUGUGUGAACCAGAAGACUAUGUGACGGUGGCAGCAGAGAUGCAGAACUCUGAUAAUAAGGACACCUCCCUGGAGACCAGGCGCCACUUGGCCUUGAAGGCAUUUACUCAUACUGCACAAUAUGAUGAAGCGAUUUCAGAUUACUUCAGAAAGCAAUACAGUAAAGGAAUUUCCCAGAUGCCCUUGCGGUAUGGGAUGAACCCACAUCAGACGCCUGCUCAGCUUUAUACGCUGAAGCCCAAGCUUCCCAUCACGGUUCUCAAUGGAGCCCCUGGAUUCAUAAACUUGUGUGAUGCUUUGAAUGCCUGGCAGCUGGUGAAGGAGCUCAGGGAAGCAGUGGACAUCCCAGCUGCGGCAUCUUUCAAACACGUCAGCCCAGCAGGUGCUGCUGUCGGGAUUCCACUCAGUGAAGACGAGGCCAGGGUGUGCAUGGUCUACGACCUCUAUCCGACCCUCACGCCAGUGGCCACUGCAUAUGCCAGAGCAAGAGGGGCCGACAGGAUGUCUUCAUUUGGUGAUUUUAUUGCAUUAUCUGAUGUUUGUGAUGUCCCAACUGCAAAAAUUAUCUCCAGAGAAGUGUCGGAUGGUAUUGUUGCCCCAGGAUAUGAAGAAGAAGCCUUGAAAAUACUUUCUAAAAAGAAAAAUGGAAACUACUGUGUUCUUCAGAUGGACCAGUCCUACAAACCGGAUGAAAAUGAAGUUCGAACACUCUUUGGUCUUCGUUUAAGCCAGAAGAGAAAUAAUGGAGUCAUUGACAAGUCAUUAUUUAGCAAUAUUGUCACCAAGAAUAAAGAUCUGCCGGAGUCUGCCCUCAGAGACCUCAUUGUAGCCACUGUCGCUGUUAAGUACACUCAGUCCAACUCCGUGUGCUACGCCAAGGAUGGACAGGUUAUUGGCAUCGGAGCAGGACAGCAGUCUCGGAUACACUGCACACGCCUUGCAGGUGAUAAGGCAAACUCGUGGUGGCUCCGACACCAUCCACGAGUGCUCUCCAUGAAGUUUAAAAGCGGGGUGAAGAGAGCAGAAAUCUCCAACGCCAUUGAUCAGUAUGUGACAGACACCAUUGGUGAGGGAGAUGACCUGGUGAAGUGGAAGGCACUGUUCGAGGAAGUCCCCGAGUUACUCACUGAGACAGAGAAGAAGGAAUGGGUCGACAAACUGAGAGAUGUUUCGGUCAGCUCUGAUGCCUUCUUUCCCUUCAGGGACAACGUGGACCGAGCCAAAAGGAGUGGUGUGGCCUACAUUGUCGCUCCCUCUGGAUCCGCUGCAGACAAGGUUGUGAUCGAGGCCUGUGAUGAACUGGGGAUCGUCUUGGCUCACACGGAUCUCCGGCUCUUCCACCACUGAUCUUAGUUCCCAUCAUCUCCCAGUUUGCUUCUGUGCAGUGAAUAAUCAUGUAUGGAAUUUUAAAAGUACCCCUUUUAAAAAACGA
Phodopus roborovskii (desert hamster) is the source of this 2014-nucleotide messenger RNA. RefSeq names its product 5-aminoimidazole-4-carboxamide ribonucleotide formyltransferase/IMP cyclohydrolase (gene Atic). Gene Ontology annotation, cellular component: cytosol. Gene Ontology annotation, molecular function: IMP cyclohydrolase activity; phosphoribosylaminoimidazolecarboxamide formyltransferase activity. Bases 151 to 1929 code for a protein of 592 amino acids. The record is from RefSeq and is a predicted model, not a curated record. The transcript has 16 exons. Gene Ontology annotation, biological process: 'de novo' IMP biosynthetic process. Lineage: Eukaryota; Metazoa; Chordata; Mammalia; Rodentia; Cricetidae.